AUGAGCGUACCAGUGGAGGUGGUUGAUUAUGCCGUCAGCAACGAUAAUGAUGAGCAAUGUUUUCAGGGACUUUCAUGGUCAGCACGGAUUCAGGGAUAUGUACUCUUCACGGCGUUGGGCUUUUUCUCUUCAGUUAUGGGUUGGAUCGCCUUGGGCAUCGGUUACUAUUGGAAAUACUCCGUUUUAUCAACUCUUGGUUCUGUAAUGUCCUUAGCAAGCACAUUUAUUCUUAUGGGCCCUCGAGCACAACUUUGUUAUAUGUUUGAUGAGUAUCGCCGGAUCACUUCCAUGCUCUACAUUAGUUCCUUGCUCCUCACUUGGAUCGUGGCUAUAGUGUACAGGUCUGCCUUUUUGUGCAGUCUUUGUGGUUUGCUACAGUACGCAUGUUUGAUAUGGUAUUCGCUUUCGUACGUCCCAUAUGGCCAGGAGGCGGUCUUAAGAUUUUUUAGUUGUAUCAUUUCCCAACACUAA
This is a messenger RNA of Trypanosoma rangeli, 471 nucleotides long. Its product is annotated as SFT2 domain containing 2. Bases 1 to 471 code for a protein of 156 amino acids. Lineage: Eukaryota; Euglenozoa; Kinetoplastea; Trypanosomatida; Trypanosomatidae. Gene Ontology annotation, cellular component: membrane. The record is from RefSeq and is a predicted model, not a curated record. Gene Ontology annotation, biological process: vesicle-mediated transport. The transcript has a single exon.